GGGUUCUCACCAUGUGUUACCUCUUCUGCAAGGACAGUUCAACUCAUUCCCUGGUGAAGAGAAGUCAGACUAUUCUUUGCAUCCCAUUCAGGGCUUCUGAUAGAAAUAAAGUUUCCAGAUGUUGUGUUCCUGCAAUAAGAAAUAAAGAUGUGACCUUCCAGUUGUGUAAAGCUCAUCAAUGCUGUGUAAGUGCGUCAGGUGCGCUAAGGAACGUGGAGCCAAGUGGUCUAGUUGUGAGAGAGAGAGACUUAACUAUGUUAACAAAGUGUGAGAAAAUCCAGUACUUUGUGUUCAACUCAGACUACCAAACCAGAAGUUCUAGCAGAAAAGGUGAUAAUCCAUAUGUGCAAUAAGAUCCCCAGGUGAUUCUUUUCAUUGGAGAAAUAUGAGGAACACUGCUUGACGUCUCUACAGCUAAGAUGUCUAAAAUGAAACUUCAAUUAUUCCUUCUUCCAAACUGUCCCAUCCUGCAAAUCUUUUCUUGCUCAGUGAAUGGUGCCAUGAUUCACACAAAAAGUAACUCAGGGCUUCCCUGGUGGCGCAGUGGUUGAGAGUCCGCCUGCUGAUGCAGGGGACACGGAUUCGUGCCCCGGUCCAGGAAGAUCCCAC
Messenger RNA from Mesoplodon densirostris (Blainville's beaked whale), 609 nucleotides. Its product is annotated as centrosomal protein of 78 kDa-like. Bases 12 to 353 code for a protein of 113 amino acids. The transcript is spliced from 3 exons. NCBI's taxonomy places the organism in Eukaryota, Metazoa, Chordata, Mammalia, Artiodactyla, Ziphiidae. The record is from RefSeq and is a predicted model, not a curated record.